AGUUAUAUAAACUGUUUAUCUUUCAGAGCCAACGCAUUAUCAGCCAAGCCAAAGCCCCAAGAGGAAGCAAGAGUAUUUGAGAAGGCUCCCGGCAUCUCAUGAAUGAACUAACGGAACUCGAUAAUGCUGGCUCUCCCGAGCCAGGUCUACGGCUCAGGAAAGGACACAUGUCUAGCACUGAAGCACAGUCAAACAUUGAAGAGGACAGCUCUGAGCAAAGGCUUCUUCUAGUGGAGCCACCUCUGUCUUCUGACCAGGAAAAUAGUUCUGAUGAUAAUAACCAUGAUAAUGAACCGCCUCAAGAAGAUGAAGGGUUUAUGGGUAUGUCACCUCUUCUACAAGCACACCAUGCUAUGGAGAGAAUGGAAGAAUUCGUGUGCAAGGUGUGGGAGGGCCGAUGGAGAGUCAUUCCUCACGAUGUUCUGCCCGACUGGCUGAAGGAUAACGACUACUUGUUGCAUGGGCACAGACCACCCAUGCCUUCCUUCCGGGCUUGUUUCAAGAGCAUCUUCAGAAUACACACAGAGACUGGUAACAUCUGGACGCAUCUUCUAGGAUGUGUGUUCUUCCUGUGUCUGGGAAUCUUCUACAUGUUCCGGCCAAACAUGUCCUUUGUAGCACCUGUGCAGGAGAAAGUGGUGGUUGGAUUGUUCUUUCUGGGAGCCAUCCUUUGCCUCUCUUUCUCAUGGCUCUUCCACACCGUUUAUUGCCACUCAGAAGGUGUUUCUCGGCUCUUCUCCAAGCUGGAUUAUUCUGGUAUUGCACUUCUCAUUAUGGGCAGCUUUGUACCGUGGCUGUACUACUCCUUCUAUUGCAACCCACAGCCUUGCUUCAUCUACUUGAUUGUGAUUUGUGUCCUGGGCAUUGCAGCCAUAAUUGUCUCACAGUGGGACAUGUUUGCAACCCCUCAAUACCGGGGUGUAAGGGCAGGAGUAUUUCUAGGUCUGGGUCUUAGUGGGGUUAUCCCCACCCUGCACUUUGUCAUCUCUGAGGGGCUCCUGAAGGCAGCCACCAUGGGGCAGAUAGGCUGGCUGGCGCUCAUGGCCUGCCUGUACAUCACCGGUGCCGCGCUGUACGCCGCCCGCAUCCCGGAGAGGUUCUUCCCUGGCAAGUGCGAUAUCUGGUUCCACUCCCACCAGCUGUUUCACGUCUUUGUAGUGGCUGGUGCUUUCGUGCAUUUCCACGGAGUGUCGAACCUCCAGGAGUUCCGUUUCACGGUCGGAGGAGGCUGCGCGGAGGAAGAGGGCAUGCAGUAACACCAGCCUUCGGCCCACGAGCGUAACCAAAACAGCACCGCGAGCGCGGGCGAGGCACACUGGCUAGCAAAACGAAUACCUAAGAAGAAUCCAAGUUUCAGCUGAUGGAGCAUGGAGCUUCAUGGGGGAUUCUGACUAACCAAGAUAAAUUCUAUACCUCAAGCAAUGGAAUGAAUCAAUUUGAAGACCAGGAAAUUUUGAAGCCCUAAUUUAUUCUUGGGAUCUACAGAUUGAGCUACAGAGGACCCUUUCCAAAUCGGCUUCUGUUCAAUGCCAUAUUUAUUUGUAGAUGUUGGGAGGGAUAGCUUAGCAGUUUCAUUUUUUUCAUUUUUUUUUAAUCAAGGUUAAAUUUAUAUCCUCUUGGAGGGUUUGGGAUUUGAUUUUAGAUGCUCUUUUGGGAGAAAAAAAAAGAAAUUGUAAAUAAGAUUUCUAACUUUCUGUUUAAAUAAAAUUUAUAUAAAUGUUUUAAACAAUGGGUGGGGGGAGAAAGGGUUUUUGUAAAGAAUGCAACAUCCAAGUACCACACACUGUUUCAAUUUUGCACAAAAUAAAUAACUGCAGGAGGACCAGGUAUAAUUCCCAGGAGUGAGGUAUGUUGUCCCUGCAGAUGUUUCCCGGUGGCCAGCACGCCAUGGGCAAUGUGGAGUCCCAGCAGCACUU
This is a messenger RNA of Tinamus guttatus (white-throated tinamou), 1916 nucleotides long. Lineage: Eukaryota; Metazoa; Chordata; Aves; Tinamiformes; Tinamidae. The record is from RefSeq and is a predicted model, not a curated record.